Oreochromis niloticus (Nile tilapia) is the source of this 969-nucleotide messenger RNA. It is a transcript of the gene med21, whose product is annotated as mediator complex subunit 21. The record is from RefSeq and is a predicted model, not a curated record. Bases 57 to 554 code for a protein of 165 amino acids. Gene Ontology annotation, molecular function: transcription coregulator activity. The transcript has 4 exons. Gene Ontology annotation, cellular component: mediator complex. Gene Ontology annotation, biological process: regulation of transcription by RNA polymerase II. NCBI's taxonomy places the organism in Eukaryota, Metazoa, Chordata, Actinopteri, Cichliformes, Cichlidae.
GUAAGUAACCCAACCUUUGCCAACCAAGGUUCCCAAAAUACCGAAUAUACCGCGAGAUGUUUUAUGUUCUCGCGACAGUUACGUCAGAAACAGACAAUAUGGCGGACCGGCUAACACAACUUCAAGACGCAGUCAAUUCGCUUGCUGAUCAGUUUUGUAAUGCUAUCGGCGUUCUGCAACAAUGUGCACCUCCUGCAUCCUUCAGUAACAUCCAGACAGCUAUCAACAAGGAUCAACCAGCAAACCCAACAGAAGAGUAUGCCCAGCUGUUUGCAGCCCUUAUAGCCCGAACAGCCAAAGAUGUGGAUGUACUCAUAGACUCUCUGCCCAGCGAGGAGUCCACAGCAGCUCUGCAGUCUGUGACCUCUCAUCAGGCAGCCAGUCUGCGGCAGCUGGAGGAGGAGAACCAUGAGGCAGCAGCUCGGCUGGAAGAGGUGGUUUACCGCGGCGAUAUGCUGCUGGAGAAGAUCCAGAGUGCACUGGCUGACAUCGCCCAAUCCCAGCUCCGCACCCGCAACGGGGCACCUAGCCAGCCGUCACCGGCUGAAUCCUGACCCGAGGAAUGCAUAAUAUGAUUCUGGACAAUUUUCAGUCUUUUCAGCUAUUUUUUUUUUCUUUGCCUUCAGCCACAAUAGGCCUGCCAAAUGUGGUGUGUGUUCACAUGUCAAAUGUGUGAAAAUGUAGAUGCUGAAGCGGUUCUGUGUGGAUGAGGUCAUCUUUAUGUUUUUUGUUUGUUUUUGAAACGUCAUUUCUGCAGCUCAGCUAAAGAAGGAUGAAAGAUGGUGUCUUUACAUGCACACGGAUCCUCUUUUUCCUGAAAUUUUUAUUUUUAAAAAAUGAAAACAAAAAAAAACUUCUCCGUGGGUCUGAGGAGACCAAUCUGCCAGGUGUUCUGUGAUUUAUGUACACUAUAUGUUAUAUAUUUAUGUCUGAUUUUGUAGAUAUUCAAUUAAACCAUCAUAGCUCAUC